This is a messenger RNA of Psylliodes chrysocephalus, 779 nucleotides long. The record is from the annotation of a GenBank genome assembly. NCBI's taxonomy places the organism in Eukaryota, Metazoa, Arthropoda, Insecta, Coleoptera, Chrysomelidae.
ACACUAUCAAUUCAUUCUAAUAUCAAUUAACUCAAAAGUAAAAUGUUUAUCUUAAGUUCACUGGUCAUCUCUGCUUUCUUAAUAAUAUCGACUACAUGUUUUGAUAUAAAUAACGUUAAUAAAAAUAUAACUGUGUUAAAAAAACAUUCUUAUAUGAAUUUAAAUCUGGUGGUCUCAAUACGAAUUCAAAAUUGCAGUGUGAAAAUUAUUGAAGAAGAAGCUUUUAAAAAUGUGUCCGUUUUAUUAUUGGAGAUUACUGAUAACAAUAUUAAAAAUUUAACCAAUGGAAGUUUUGCUGAAGUGUUGUUUGUUGAUCUUAUUUUAGAUCGUAACGAAAUAGAAUUGAUCGAAGAAGGUACUUUCAAUAAUAUUCAUCCUUUGUGGAAAGGAUUAUUAUCCCUACAGAAAAAUAAUAUAGAAACGAUAGAAAAAGGAGUAUUUAAUGGUACCGAUAUUCGAAUUUUAUCUUUAGACGAUAAUCAAAUUACAAAUAUUCAACCUGGUGCUUUUGAACAAAUGCAUCACCUUCGAAUUUUGACUUUAAGUAAAAAUAAGUUGAGGAACAUUGGUGUUGGGAUUUUCCAGAAUUUUCCUGGGCUGUUUUCUCUGGAUUUAUCAGAAAAUCAUAUAAACAAAAUUGAUAAAUUGGCUUUUGAGGAUGAUAAAGAGUUAUUUCUUAAUUUGGAAAAUAACACGAUUUCUACCGAAGUAUCAAAAUGGUACUUUGAGAAUACGAAAAUUAUUGCUUUGUUUAAAUAAAAUGUGUUUAAUUGUACAGG